Messenger RNA from Anoplophora glabripennis (Asian longhorned beetle), 2087 nucleotides. RefSeq names its product acyl-CoA dehydrogenase family member 9, mitochondrial (gene Egm). NCBI's taxonomy places the organism in Eukaryota, Metazoa, Arthropoda, Insecta, Coleoptera, Cerambycidae. Gene Ontology annotation, molecular function: acyl-CoA dehydrogenase activity; flavin adenine dinucleotide binding. The transcript is spliced from 8 exons. Bases 107 to 2032 code for a protein of 641 amino acids. The record is from RefSeq and is a predicted model, not a curated record.
AGAAUACAAUUUUUGGGGUUAUGUAUUGCGGUUUGUUUUUUUUUUUGUAUUUUCUUGGGUCUUUUAAGCAAAACUGUUUUACAUCAACAUAUAGUGUAAUUUUAAUAUGUUAAGUGCAAGAAUUCUAAACUGUUGUAAACUAUUUAAAUAUAAGAAGUGGUCAACUACACUGCUAAAUGCUGAAUAUGUAUUGUCUACUCAACCUGCCAUUCAGUCCACACAUGAAAAAUAUGAGAAACAACUAAAAGAUUUUGAAACUCUGACUACAGUUAUUAAGAAGAAAAGACAAAAAAAACCUCAAAGGCCCCCUUUUGCGAAAAAUCUCUUUCUAGGGGUGUUUGAUACAGAUGUUUUAUCUUAUCCAGAACUUGAAAAAGAAGAUAUCGAUUGCAUUGAACCGGCAGCCGCUGCUGUAGAAAAACUGAUGAAGCAAGAACAUAUGGUCAAUUGUAACACAUUAUCUGAUAAAAAUUUUAGGCAAAAUUUGUCCGAUUAUAAAACAAUUGGUCUUCAAGCUCCUCAAUUGAUGGACGGUAGGGAAUGUUCUGUUACAGAAAGCAAUAAAUUUUUGGAAGUACUGUCGUGUCAUAAUUUAAGAGAUAACAUAAUAUUUAACGAACAGUUAGGUGUCCAGAUUCUAGUAAAAUUUGCAAAUGAUCAGCUGAAGAAAAAAUAUCUCCAUGGAAUAAUGAAAGGUGAUAGCAUUAGUUGCUUUUGCAUGUCCGAAGCCGACUUACCUGAAAUUACUUCCAUGAGAACCAAAGCCGUGAUAUCAGAUGAUAAAAAAACUUGGAUUUUAAAUGGGGAGAAAGCGUGGGUUGUUAAUGGAACUUCAGCUAACCUAUUAAUCGUUUGUGCGAUGACGGAACUUGUUGUCAGAGACCUCAUUAAAGAACCAAAAUUAACCUUGUUUAUAGUCGAUAGGAAUUCCCCAGGUGUAUCUUACACCAAAGUGGACACAAAUGACGUAGAAAUGGCUAAUAUUAGUUUUGAUAACACGCAAGUACCAAACGAAAACGUUAUUGGUAAAGUAAAUAAGGCUGACGUCAUUUUAUCGUCUAUUAUGAACGAGUUCAGAUUAAGCUCUGGUGCAGCUUGCAUUGCAAUAACCAAGCAAAUUUUAAAUCGACUCGCUCUGAGCAUGUUAGAACAAUCCAACGAUUCGAAUAUGUUGUACAAAACGGAUGCUGUUAGAGGGAAAAUUGCUGAAUUGACUACAAAGUUGUACGCAAUGGAGAGCGUAUUGUAUUUAACGACGGGUCUCAUCGAUUCUUACGAGAAUCAGGACUGCGAGCUCGAAAGCGCCAUAGUUAAGAUAUUCUGCUCCCAAAGUUGCUUAACCGCCUCCUUAACCGCCUUGGACAUGGUAGGUAUGCCGGCUAUAUCCGAAUCGCACUGGGCCAGCAAAUUUCAUAAAGAUAUCACGAGACAUCUGUCUUUGCACGAAACGAACGACAGCUUGGAAAUAAUGACCGCACUUUUCGGAUUACAAUUCGCCGGGGUGCAACUCAACGAGAGGAUAAGCAAGAUCCGGAACCCGUUGUUCCACGGAAGUUUCAUUUUGAGGAGAAUGUGGACUGACAGGAGAAACGUCGGAGACGACCCUAAGUUGGAUUUACGGUUGGGGGAUUAUCUGCAUCCCUCCCUGGACAUUGCUUCCAAGCAUUUAGAGUAUUGCGUGAAGAGACUGGAAUUUGCGACGGAAGUUCUUCUGGCAAGGUUCGGGCCCGACGUCGUUAACCAACAUAUAGAUUUGCGCAGAAUAGCCGAGUGUAUUAUAAAUAUAUACGUUAUGACCGCGUGCUUGGGGAGAGCCUCGAGGUCAUACUGUAUAGGCCUUCAAUACAGCAACUACGAGAUGCUCAUUGCGAGCGCCUUUUGUUCCGGGGCGAUGGAAAGAGUGAAGGCCAACGUGAAGAAGAUAGUCGAGGGGGAGCAUGUUACCAACGACGAGAAUUAUAGGGCGAUAUCGAAACGUCUCUUCCAGUCGAAGGAAUAUUUCCUGAAACACCCGUUGUCUCGGAAUUUUUAAGCGAAAUGUAAAUACAGUAUUUAUCUGUUGAGAGAUUAAAGUUUUUGUUAUCGUC